AUGGGUUGCGGUGCUUCCAAGGUCGACAAGGAGGGGCAGGCGCGCAACGAUGCCAUUGAUGCACAGCUGAAAAAAGACCGUCUCGCGCAGAAGAACGAGAUCAAGAUGCUUCUUCUCGGUGCCGGUGAAUCAGGCAAAUCCACCAUCCUCAAACAGAUGAAACUCAUCAACCAUGGCUCCUACUCGGCAGAAGAGCGCGAGUCGUACAAGGAGAUCAUCUUUUCCAACACAGUCCAGUCGAUGCGCGUCUUGCUCGAUGCCAUGGAGCGUCUCGACAUCCCUCUCGCCGACGGCACAAACGCACCACGCGCCGAGAUCAUCCUCGGUCUUUCGCCCAGCAUUGAAUCCUCGGUGCUUCCGAGACAAGUCGCCGACGCCAUUCAUGGCCUCUGGGCCGACGCAGGUGUCCAGGCGUGUUUCGCGCGAAGUCGCGAGUACCAGCUCAACGAUUCGGCCAAGUACUACUUUGAUUCGAUCCAACGCAUGGCGGAACCGAGCUACCUGCCCACCGACCAAGAUGUAUUGCGCUCGCGUGUAAAGACGACCGGUAUCACGGAGACGCACUUUAAGAUUGGCGAGCUCAACUACAAACUCUUUGACGUCGGAGGCCAGCGUUCCGAGCGCAAAAAGUGGAUCCACUGCUUUGAAAACGUCACCGCCAUUAUCUUUCUGGUCGCCAUCUCGGAAUACGAUCAGCUUCUGUACGAGGAUGAGAAUGUGAACCGUAUGCAGGAGGCGUUGACGUUGUUCGACAGCAUCUGCAACUCGCGCUGGUUCGUCAAGACUUCGAUCAUCCUGUUCCUUAACAAGAUCGACCUGUUCAAGCAAAAGCUGCCCAUCUCUCCUAUGGCCGACUACUUUAGCGACUAUACGGGCGGAGCGGAUUACAAUUCAGCGUGCGAGUACAUUGUCAAUCGCUUUGUCAGCUUGAACCAGAGCGAUGCCAAGACGAUCUAUACGCACUUUACCUGUGCCACCGACACAAGCCAGAUCAAGUUUGUCAUGUCGGCAGUCAACGAUAUCAUUAUUCAGGUCAACCUGCGCGAUUGCGGUUUGCUCUAG
Mycosarcoma maydis (corn smut) is the source of this 1062-nucleotide messenger RNA. RefSeq names its product guanine nucleotide-binding protein subunit alpha-1. NCBI's taxonomy places the organism in Eukaryota, Fungi, Basidiomycota, Ustilaginomycetes, Ustilaginales. The record is from RefSeq and is a predicted model, not a curated record. The transcript has a single exon. The coding region runs from base 1 to 1062 and encodes 353 amino acids. Gene Ontology annotation, biological process: G protein-coupled receptor signaling pathway. Gene Ontology annotation, cellular component: heterotrimeric G-protein complex. Gene Ontology annotation, molecular function: G protein-coupled receptor binding; G-protein beta/gamma-subunit complex binding; GTP binding.